CCGACCUCGUUGAAGACCGAAUGCGGCUCCCGGAGCAAAUAGAGUUUGACACCUCUGCUAUAACCCGUUAUACCAACUAACGUAUAAUAUUAGCUAGAAUUCUAUUUUUUGCUGCCAUGAGUUGUAGCCUAUGAUUGCUGAGCAGUAUAUCGAUGAAUGAAUAUCCACAGUCAAUCAGCGAGCGACCCAGCUAGAGAGCAUUGUGCUGUGUGCGGAGUGUUUAGAUCUCCAUGCGGAUGUGACAUUUCAGAGAAGAGCGCGACCGCCAUUUUGAGUUUUACCUCAAACUCAACAUCACAAACCAAGGGAGCGGGUGAGAAGCUCUGGCUGUGACCGGGCACAUUUCUUAAUUGAACACACGUUUGAAAUGCGACAAGGUGCAGAAUUUUGUUGCUAAUAGUAAUACGGUGGUUUAAUGUGUUGGAAAGUCGAUAUCGGGCUGUGGCAUCGCUAUCACCCUAAACUUCUAAAUUAGUGCGAUUCCAAAUUAGAAGCAGGUUUGAAUGGAUAGCUUUUUUCUCUACUCUCCCCCAGACGAGGGACAAUCGGAGGAACACACGGACUGGGAAUAUCUAAGAGAAAGUUGUAUUUCAGUGUGUAUCGAUAGUUUAUGAACCUUUGUUUUCCCUAAUUUCGUUAGUUGGCUGCAUUGUGCCAGUUGGCUUUAAAACAGGGCAACAGUAUUUGUUUCUCCGGCUCUAGGUCGUGAGUUGUCUUUCUCACUUCGCCAAUUGCUCCAUGUUAACAGUUACCUGGGGUAAAGUCGGAUUUAUUUAAUUCAACGGGUCUCCCUUUUUGGAGCCGUAGUCACCACCACAGUCAGCGACUUGCACCCAUCAAGGCGCCGAGAUUGGGCGAAUAGCAAGCAAAUACGUCCGCGUUUCUCUGCCUGCGCCCCCUCCGAACUCUCCCCCUCAAUCCCCGGCGCUGACGAGAGAAAAGGCCGAGGUUGUUUUAGAACAGGCCCAGCCGCCAAGGCUCGACCUGUCUAUCCCACCUCCUCACCUUCAAACACCUCACCAACAACCCAGAAACCGGCUCCCCACGGAACCAGCAACAGACACGUUCGAGGGGAACAAAGACAACAGGCAUCAUCCCAUCACAACAGUUGCCAACAUGAACCACCACCACACGCAGCAACAGCAGCAGAAAGCCGGCGAGCAACAACUUAGCGAGCCCGAGGAUAUGGAGAUGGAAGGUAAGAAAAAAGCCACGGGCAGAGACGAAAAAAACAAUUUAAUCUUUUUUUUUUUUUUAUAUAGUUGGCAAAGUGCAUGGCCGUGGUAAUCUAGCUAGCGUGAACUGAUCUAUCGUUACUGUAAACAUCAAGGCCUGCCAGUCUGUUCAUAACUGUAAUUUUGCUGAUGAUGCGUCCAUUGCAGCAUCAUCGGUACUGCUGACCUCGUUCGCUCGUUUAGCCAGUAGCCAACGUUAGCUAGCUAGUGUUGUUGACAACUACAAGCGUCAUUGAUGUAGCUAGUUAGGUAACGUUGUACAACCCGGUAACUAGCUGAGGCUUGCUAGCUACAUCCCACAUGCAACUGGCAGGUUAGCGCAUUAACAAUGUCUGAUUUAUUGCACUCUCACUGUCUGACGUUAGCUAGCUAGCCAAGUUAGCGUGAUAAACGUGGCGCAGUCAACUUGGUGGCUACCGAUGGUCAAAACAUCCGUUUUGGUUUAACGUAAUCCAACUUUUGAGUGAAAGAUUACAUUCACCACAUAUUGUACAGUAUAUUUACGACCGCCAUAUAUUGACUGUCACCUAACAAGCUAACAAGAUACAUUGAUUAUAUUUUGAUCAGUUGGCUAGUUUGCAGUAGCAUUUAUCAUUCAUUCAUCUCGGUUAGCUAGCCAACCUGCUAGUUGCCAAAUAAACCGACUCAAUAGCUCACUCCCGCUACAAAAUCGAUCGUUUGUGCACGGUCACAAGGGUUACGUUAUCACAAUUUUAGUCUGGAUGUUACAUCCCCCGUUCAUGUUUGUAAACACUAGCCCACCUAGCUAAAGUUAGCUUGUUUCACUUGACUCUUGAGCCUACGCAUGCAGUUUUAACAAUGACAAUUAAUGACCCAGCAGUAUUAGGCAAAUGUUGCUGCUAUUUACUUACACUUUCGACUGACCAAUUGAUAGUUAGGUAUUUGACAGUUCUCAUGGCUACUGUGCAUUUACUAUUUUGCUUGCUAGCUAGUCAACCCGAGUAGGUAAUGUAUUUGUAAUUAGCUAACUAACGUCAGCUCUACUUAGCCGCGAAUCAGCUAACGUUAGCCAUGCUACAGUAGCUAACUAGCAAGAUGAGAUCAGUCAGUGGUCCACAUUAAUCGCGUAACUCAGUUUUGUUGUAAACAAUAUAUGUAUAAUUUAAUAACUUUUAUUGGUAAUAUUGUUUUACUUUAUUAUCAUUGUUAACUGAAAAUUGUUCGCGUUAGCUAGAUCUUAGCUAACGUCAUAGGCCUCUCGGUGGACGGGGGUGUGUGGCGAUUAUAUUCCAAGAUGGUGGAUACUUAGCUAGCUAGUAUUUUGCAGCGAUCAAUUUGAAGCAAGGCCUUACAUGUUUGUUUACGUUUUAUAAAGGAAGGGUUUGCAUCAUCGUUAUUUAGACUCGCAUGUCAUUUCUGUGAUGAUCAAACGAGCUAGCGAUACAGGAAAUAAUAAUGUAGCUAACUAGAUGGAUAACUAAUUUAGCAGUGGUGAUAGCAAGCUCAAAUACCUAUUUCAUUAGCUAGCAAAGAGGUACUAGCUAGCUAACAAUUCAGUUAAUCAACACAGAUGCGUCAAUUUGUUUUGCCACACAUCAACUAUAGUCUAAGCUAGAUAGCGAACGAAAGUUAGUGAAAUAAGCACCAGUGCCCAAAAGAUGGCCGGAAAUAUUUAUUGGAGCACAGCUAGCUAUGUUGUGUUUAGCCACGUUUAGGAUUUAGCCAACAUGGGAACUCGAGGCUGGUGGCAGUGCAGGGUUUAUGUUGCAUCGACACAGCCAGCGCGCGUGGAUUUGCUGCUUCAUUGUUUGAAGACACAACGCGCGUGGCUCGCCAUUUUUAAUUAUCCCCAUUUGUUGGGACAGUCAACAACAUGUCUGACCGUUUAGCAAUAUUUUCGUCAAUAGCAUGCUCUUUAGCAUUAUGAUAAAUUGUAAUGCAUAUGAUAAAAUUGAGAUUACACAUAAUUCAUCAUUACCACAGGUGCAUCAGACCAAUUGAUAGAUUCUUUGUUUGAUUUAUUUACACAACUGAUGUUUGGAUCAGCAGAUUCAAGUCUAGCUGAGGUGCAUGGACAAGAGGCCUUUCACUGUAAUAGCCAUACAUUACAACCAGGUGGUUUACAUUGGCACCUUGUCAUUCGUAUAACAUUUUAAUUGCAUCCAUCUUACUAAAUGUACUUAACUUAACACCGGUGGUUAGCAUUCCUACUCUGAGAUGCAUGCCAACCUGAUCCUAGAUCAGCAUUCCUACUCUGAGAUGCGGGACAGGAAGUGGUCUACUAGCUCUAGCUACGGCUGAGUCCCAAAUGGCAAAAACAAAAUCUUUUCGGAGGACAAUAUAAACUUUAUUACAGUUUUUUUUAUUUUGUUGUCACGUACAUUCUACACACAUUUUACAUACAUGGCACUUUAUUUUUUCAGUAAUUACAUAGCAAGAAUAAAGUAUUUUGAUAUACAUUACAUCUAGAUAGAUAGUACUUAUACGUUAUACAUUGUGUUUUCAGUCAUAACUGUUAUAGAACGCCCCCCCAGCUACUCUGUCCAUCCCGUCCAGGGCCUAAAAUUAACACCUGCCAAAUGCGGGUAGAUUUUGGCAUUGGCAGGUAAGAUGUCUAUUUCACCAGCCACGUUGUCGGGAGGUCAAGGCUCCACAGUGUGAGCAUUUCACUUGCAUUUGUGAGUAAAAAUAGUCAAUUAUGAUCACAUUUAUACAGUGAGGGGAAAAAAGUAUUUGAUCCCCUGCUGAUUUUGUACGUUUGCCCACUGACAAAGACAUGAUCAGUCUAUAAUUUUAAUGGUAGGUUUAUUUGAACAGUGAGAGACAGAAUAACAACAACAAAAAUCCAGAAAAACGCAUGUCAAAAAUGUUAUAAAUUGAUUUGCAUUUUAAUGAGGGAAAGAAGUAUUUGACCCCCUCUCAAUCAGAAAGAUUUCUGGCUUCCAGGUGUCUUUUAUACAGGUAACGAGCUGAGAUUAGGAGCACACUCUUAAAGGGAGUGCUCCUAAUCUCAGCUUGUUACCUGUAUAAAAGACACCUGUCCACAGAAGCAAUCAAUCAAUCAGAUUCCAAACUCUCCACCAUGGCCAAGACCAAAGAGCUCUCCAAGGAUGUCAGGGACAAGAUUGUAGACCUACACAAGGCUGGAAUGGGCUACAAGACCAUCGCCAAGCACCUUGGUGAGAAGGUGACAACAGUUGGUGCGAUUAUUCGCAAAUGGAAGAAACACAAAACAACUGUCAAUCUCCCUCGGCCUGGGGCUCCAUGCAAGAUCUCACCUCGUGGAGUUGCAAUGAUCAUGAGAACGGUGAGGAAUCAGCCCAGAACUACACUGGAGGAUCUUGUCAAUGAUCUCAAGGCAGCUGGGACCAUAGUCACCAAGAAAACAAUUGGUAACACACUACGCCGUGAAGGACUGAAAUCCUGCAGCGCCCGCAAGGUCCCCCUGCUCAAGAAAGCACAUAUACAGGCCCGUCUGAAGUUUGCCAAUGAACAUCUGAAUGAUUCAGAGAAGAACUGGGUGAAAGUGUUGUGGUCAGAUGAGACCAAAAUCAAGCUCUUUGGCAUCAACUCACCUCGCCGUGUUUGGAGGAGGAGGAAUGCUGCCUAUGACCCCAAGAACACCAUCCCCACCCUCAAACAUGGAGGUGGAAACAUUAUGCUUUGGGGGUGUUUUUCUGCUAAGGGGACAGGACAACUUCACCGCAUCAAAGGGACGAUGGACGGGGCCAUGUACCGUCAUCUUGGGUGAGAACCUCCUUCCCUCAGCCAGGGCAUUGAAAAUGGGUUGUGGAUGGGUAUUCCAGCAUGACAAUGGCCCAAAACACACGGCCAAGGCAACAAAGGAGUGGCUCAAGAAGAAGCACAUUAAGGUCCUGGGGUGGCCUAGCCAGUCUUCAGAUCUUAAUCCCAUAGAAAAUCUGUGGAGGGAGCUGAAGGUUCGAGUUGCCAAACGUCAGCCUCGAAACCUUAAUGACUUGGAGAAGAUCUGCAAAGAGGAGUGGGACAAAAUCCCUCCUGAGAUGUGUGCAAACCUGGUGGCCAACUACAAGAAACGUCUGACCUCUGUGAUUGCCAACAAGGCUUUUGCCACCAAGUACUAAAUCAAGUUUUGCAGAUGGGUCAAAUACUUAUUUCCCUCAUUAAAAUGCAAAUCAAUUUAUAACAUUUUUGACAUGCAUUUUUCUGGAUUUUGUUGUUGUUAUUCUGUCUCUCACUGUACAAAUAAACCUACCAUUUAAAAUUAUAGACUGAUCAUGUCUUGGUCAGUGGGAAAACGUACAAAAUCAGCAGGGGAUCAAAUACUUUUCCCCCUCACUGUAGAAAAAUAAAUGCUGCAGUAGCUGUUUUCAAAGUAUUUCUGCUGUUUUGUUUCAUAGCUAUUAAAUUAAUCGUGUAAUUUUUUAUCUACCUGCCAAGGUGGCUGGUGGUCCAAAAAGUUGCAUUUAUUCCCCAGUCCCACCUAUCCGUAAACCGCCCUCUUGUGAUUUCCAUGUGCCAUAUAUUUUUCAAUUGUGCUGUGAUGUUUCAUAUAUAUAAAUUCUGAACCUGUCUAAUCAUUACAUUUUUUUUUAAAUCACAUAGUAUCUACAGAUUGUAAGUUAAAGAUAAAUAUUUUUACUAAAAUUAUUAUAUUGUUAGUUGAUUAUGGUUUUCCGAAUCUCCCAACAGUGCUAUUUGUAGGGUUAAUUUUAGAUAAAUGUUGUGAUUUUCAGCCAUUCCUGAAUCUGUGACCAGAAACAAGCUACAUGGGGGCAAUACCAAAAUAAAUGAUCGAAUGAUUAUCUUUUCGUAGCAAAAUCUAUUGGCCCAUUGGACCAUGUGACGUGGGCAUAAGUAUUGCCCUAGGUUCCCCAACUGCUGGUUUUAUUUGGCCUCCCAAGUUUCCAGAUAUUUUUAUUUUAUAUAUAUUUUUUAUUUUCAUUGUUGGACAUAAAAUACUGUAAAAACACCAGGAAGUCAGCUCCAAGUAAAUUUUACUUUAAGACAUCUGUUCCCAAGUAUUCCCACGCAUAACAGAGAGACACGUGAUGGUAUACAAAUGUAUAAGCAAGGUUUGAAAUGAUUGUUUUCAUCAAACAAUAUAUCUGUUUGUGCUUCUUGCGGUCAAUUUGCAAUCUACAAAUUAUUUGUAAGUAUGUUCCGGCCCCACUGACCAUCCGCUGAAGGAAAAAAUGGCCCCGCGGCUGAAUCUAGUUGAUGAUCCCUGGAAUUGGGUGUCAUUUGGGACGCAGGCUGAGUGAAGUGACACAUGCCGUUAGCUGCCUGUAAUCCACUUGGGAAAAUGAGGUCAGUCUCGUGAGCGUGGCUCACUGGGGCUCCGUACGUACACACACACACGUACAUGCAACCAGGCUCUCGCACACAGCCAUAGGAGGGCAUGAGCAGGGAAGAGAUGAUGCGCAUACUGCUAGGAUAGGCAAGGAUACACACACACACAUACUGAUGCUUUUCUGUCAUUCAAACUGACUGUAGAAUUGUUAACGGAGAGAAGGUAUAGUUCACUUGACUCUCACACUCUUAAUCUGACCCUCAAAUGGCACCCUAUUCUAUACACCUUCCCUAUGAGCCCUGUUUAAAAGUAGUGCACUACAUAGGGAAUAGGGUUCCAUUUGAGCCACAGACUUACUGUGUUCUUCAGUAGACUUCUUUGUUUUGGGUAUGUUGUGAUUCAUGAGACUAGUCCCAGGCUCUUUUGUCUGUGUAAUUACCUGCCUGAUUUUCUCCUGUCCCCUUCUUAAACCAGCUACACAAGCUUGUGUGUCAGAGGAGCUCACAGCUUAAUCCUGCAUUGUUACUAAUGACCAGACUGCUGUAGUCGACUGCUGCUGCUGCUGCAACACUGCCUCAGCACUAAAGUGUUCUUCCUGAUGGUUAAAGGUGACGACAGUACCGCAUCCUAAAUGGAACCCUAUUCCCAUAGUGUCCUGGUCAAAAGUAGUGCACUAUAUAGGAAAUAGGGUGCGAUUUGGGACGCAACCAGCAUCUUUAGAUGGAACAGAAGUUAAUUUCCCUGCUAAAGAGGAAACACAGACAUCACGAUGAAACCUCCAUACAGAUCAGUGUUUUAAAGUGACCCAGUCAGGAUGACUUUACACAGUCAUCAUAACUUCCAUGAUGAGAAGACGCUGAUGUUUCAGGAACCAAAAUGUUCCUCUGUGCACCUCUUUCUAGUUACGGACGUUUGCGCUGUAUCGUUGUUGGGCAUCAUGCAGAAAUAACAUACUGGUAGACGCUUAGCCUCUAUUUGAGGGAGAUAUUUCCUAGCUAGUGGACUGUGUGUCUUCCCAUUCAUUUGAUCAUCAUGAUACCAGUAAGAAACAACAUUUCUGUUCGGGCCGGGAAAAUGCCAGUAUCGCAAUAUUUUUGUCAUGGCAAAAAUGAAAACACGAAGCAGACCAAACUCGUUGGUCCUUUAAAAACCUGCUGUGUGUGUGUGAGAGAGAUUAAAAGACUCCUGGAUGACAACAUAAUGAUGUUUGUUUCCAACAUUAGGGCUGUUUUCCUAAAGAAGUGAAAUCCGCUUGGUGUUUUGUUUCCAUGCCACGAUACUAAGGAAUAUCUCCAUCCUGGUAUCUUCCAGACCUGAUUUCUUUGUUUAUCCUUGUGUGUGUGCAGCUGGGGACACAGACGACCCCCCGAGAAUCCCAGCCAACCCGGUGAUCAACGGGAACGUUGCCAUGGCAGACGGACACAACACAGAGGAGGAUAUGGAGGAUGGUGAGGAUCUCACACACACUCACUGAUGGACACACACACACACUCUGAUGGACACACUCACUCAUGGACGCACAUGUGACGGAGUGGAGAACACCGUCACACACACACUGAUGGACACACACACGUCACACACACACACACACACUGAUGGACACACACACACCGUCACACACACACACUGAUGGACGCACAUCUGACGGUGUGGAGAACACGUCACACACACACACACUGAUGGACACACACACACACACACACACACUGAUGGACACCUACAGUCACACACACACACUGAUGGACACACACACACUGAUGGACACACACACUGACCCACCUCUCGUGUGUGUGUGUAUGUGUGUAUCCAGACACCAGCUGGCGGUCGGAGGCGACGUGCCGUUUUGUGGUGGAGAGGUUCAGCCGGCUGAGUGAGUCUGUUCUCAGCCCGUCCUGCUUCGUCAGGAACCUGCCCUGGAAGAUCAUGGUGAUGCCUCGCUUCUACCCGGACCGGCCGCACCAGAAGAGUGUUGGCUUCUUCCUGCAGUGCAACGCAGACUCCGACUCCACGUAAGUCACAUGAUACAUGCACACAGAUACACACAAACAUCACAGGUGGGAUCUAAACCCUGGUAGCCCACUCGGGACCAAUGCCUUAAUCAUUAGGCCCCUAACGCAGAGACGCUGAUCCACACACACACACAUAGAGAGAGAGCGCAACACAGCAUUGCUUCAUUUCUCUUAGUCGGUAGAGACGGGGCCUAUCUCAUGGUAUUUGUAUCCUGGUGACUCCAUGUAAGUCAAAUGAUACAUACACACGUCGUUGGUGGGAUCUGAACCCCGGUCUCCCCCUGGGGAAACCAACUUUACCAUUCAUUAGGACAAGAAGACAUUUCAUCUUGGGCCGAGGGUGACACUGUUUUUGAAGUUGUAAGCAGGGUGCGAUGAACUCCCCUCCACUACAAACACACACACGAUUACUUUCCCCAUCAGACUUUUUAUUUGGACUUUUUAAGCGGAAACUGCCUCCGCUCAUGAUGUGUGUGUGUGCGUGGUGUAACGUUUAAAUGUGUCCCCCUGGUGUAAUGUGUAAAUGUGUCCCCCUGCUAGGUCCUGGUCGUGCCAUGCUGAAGUUGUUUCCUGGUGUAAAUGUGUCCCCCUGCUAGGUCCUGGUCGUGCCAUGCUGAAGUUGUUUCCUGGUGUAACGUGUAAAUGUGCCCCCCUGCUAGGUCCUGGUCGUGUCAUGCUGAAGUUGUUUCCUGGUGUAACGUGUAAAUGUGUCCCCCUGCUAGGUCGUGCCAUGCUGAAGUUGUUUCCUGGUGUAACGUGUAAAUGUGUCCCCCUGCUAGGUCGUGCCAUGCUGAAGUUGUUUCCUGGUGUAACGUGUAAAUGUGCCCCCCUGCUAGGUCGUGCCAUGCUGAAGUUGUUUCCUGGUGUAACGUGUAAAUGUGUCCCCCUGCUAGGUCGUGCCAUGCUGAAGUUGUUUCCUGGUGUAACGUGUAAAUGUGUCCCCCUGCUAGAUCGUGCCAUGCUGAAGUUGUUUCCUGGUGUAAUGUGUAAAUGUGCCCCCCUGCUAGGUCCUGGUCGUGCCAUGCUGAAGUUGUUUCCUGGUGUAACGUGUAAAUGUGUCCCCCUGCUAGGUCGUGGUCAUGCCAUGCUCAGGCCAUGCUAAAGAUCAUCAACUAUAAGGACGAUGAGAAGUCGUUCAGCCGCAGAAUCAGCCACCUCUUCUUCCACAAGGAGAACGACUGGGGCUUCUCUAACUUCAUGUCCUGGAGCGUGAGUAGCGUGCACACACACUGGUAUACACACACAUACACACACACACCGGUAUACACACACACACACACACCGGUAUACAUACACAUACACACACACACCGGUAUACAUACAUACACACACACACCGGUAUACAUACACACACCGGUAUACACACACACACACCGGUAUACACACACACCGAUAUAUAUACACACACACACCCCAUUAUAUACACACACACCGGUGUAUACACACACAUCGGUACAGACACACCCAACAUGAUUUUACCAUGUGUGUUUCCAGGAUGUGACUGAUCCAGAGAGAGGCUUUGUGGAGGAUGAUAAAGUCUCCUUUGAAGUCUACGUACAGGCGGAUGCUCCCCACGGAGUGGCGUAAGUCUUUAUACCCCCGGUCUCUCUCUCUUCUCUCUCCCUCCUUAUCCUCUCUCUCUUCUCUCUCCCUCCUUAUCCUCUGUCUCUGUCUCUGUCUCUGUCUUCUGUCCUCUCUCAGCUCUGUGUUUUGGCACCAUUGGCCAGUUCACCAGAUGUUUGGAAUAACAGCUGCAAUGAGUUAACACAAUACCUUGAACAAGUUCUGUUCGGCAGUGUCUUGAAUUUCAACUAUCAUUUUUUUAAAAGCUUCAUUUAAGAAUGUUUAACUUCUAGUGAACUGAGCAUAGAUCCUGUGAUCCUGACAUCAAUGUGUGGUUGUGAACUUGCCCCUGUCCCCCCAGUGUAGCUGGGUUAACCCCUUGCUGUCCUGUGUGUGCAGGUGGGACUCUAAGAAACACACAGGCUACGUGGGCCUGAAGAACCAGGGAGCUACAUGCUAUAUGAACAGCCUCCUACAGACCCUGUUCUUCACCAACCAGCUACGGAGGGUCAGUGAGACAACUAACUACCACUCUGUCAUACUACGCUCUCCUCUGUGCCUGCCAGGCGGUGUAUAUAACGCCUACAGAGGUAGACGACUCUUCUAAGAGAGGGAGUGAGUGUUUGCGUGUCUAACCCCCCCCCCCCCCCCCCCCCCCCCCCCCCCCUCUCCUCUACCAGGCGGUGUACAUGAUGCCUACAGAGGGAGACGACUCGUCUAAGAGUGUUCCGCUGGCUCUACAGAGGGUUUUCUAUGAGCUGCAACACAGCGACAAGCCCGUCGGCACCAAGAAACUCACCAAGUCCUUUGGGUAGGUGCCAGGACCGUUCAGCUAGCAGCACUACUGGAGAAAGGAACUGAUUGAUUGAUGAUACUGGAAGGGACUACCUGAUGUUGUCUUGACUCAUUUUCAUUUUCCGUUGCUAAAUGUUUUGCUACGGUGUGCACUAAUGAAUAAUGUGAUGGACACUGGUAAUAAGUCACAUUGUCCUGAACAUGUGAAGCUUUGCAUCAUGUUCCAUUAUGGGUCAAUGAUUUAAACAUGGUGGUUUUGUGACCGAAAUGAAGUGUUUUGUGAUUGUGGCCAUGUUGUUUAAAACAUGGUGGUUUUGUGACAGUAGUUGACAGUGAUUGUGUUUUAAACAUGGUGGUAUUGUGACAGUAGUUGACUGUGAUUGUGUUUAAAAUAUGGUGGUAUUGUGACAGUAGUUGACAGUGAUUGUGUUUUAAACAUGGUGGUAUUGUGACAGUAGUUGACUGUGAUUGUGUUUAAAAUAUGGUGGUAUUGUGACAGUAGUUGACAGUGAUUGUGUUUAAAACAUGGUUGUUUUGUGACUGUAGUUGACAGUGAUUGUGUUUAAAACAUGGUGGUUUUGUGACAGUAGUUGACAGUGAUUGUGCUUUAAACAUGGUGGUUUUGUGACAGUAGUUGACAGUGAUUGUGUUUAAAACAUGGUGGUUUUGUGACAGUAGUUGACAGUAAAAGUGUUUAAAACAUAGUGGGAAAUGUGACAGUAGUUGACAGUGAUUGUGAGCGUGUUGUUUUCUGUGUAGGUGGGAGACAUUAGACAGCUUCAUGCAACACGACGUUCAGGAGCUCUGCCGAGUGGUAAGUCGUUUUUCUGUGUGUGUGUGUUCGUUUUAUAAAUGUGUGUGUGUCCGUUCCAUAAUAUGUGUGUGCAGGGCUCUAAAUUAAAAAAAUUCCUAACUUUUUUAAAAGGUAGGUUGCACGACAUUACAUUUAGGAGCACCAGAAAAUACGAUUUUUUAAAAGCAGCAAUAUGUCACUUUUUGGGCAACCGGACCAGGUGUUAGGUUUACUUUUUGCGUCUUUUACUUUAGGUCUUGUACACCAGCUGAAAAUACAAUAUUUUUGGUUAUUGAAUAAAUAUUUCAAAGCGAUUUUUAGAUGGUAUUUAUUUAUUUAUUUCACCUUUAUUUAACCAGGUAAGCCAGUUGAGAACAAGUUCUCAUUUACAACUGCGACCUGGCCAAGAUAAAGCAAAGCAGUGCGAUAAAAACAACAACACAAAGUUACAUAUGGGGUAAACAAAACAUAAAGUCAAAAAAUACAACAGAAAAUAUAUAUACAGUGUGUGCAAAUGUAGCAAGUUAUGGAGGUAUGGCAAUAAAUAGGCUAUAGUGCAAAAUAAUUACAAUUAGUAUUAACACUAGAAUGCUAGAUGUGCAAGAGAUUAUGUGCAAAUAGAGAUACUGGGGUGCAAAAGAGCAAAAUAAAUAACAAUAUAGGGAUGAGGUAGUUGGGUGGGCUAAUUUCAGAUGGGCUGUGUACAGGUGCAGUGAUCGGUAAGGUGCUCUGACAACUGAUGUUUUAAAGUUAGUGAGGGAGAUAAGUCUCCAGCUUCAGAGAUUUUUGCAAUUCGUUCCAGUCAUUGGCAGCAGAGAACUGGAAGGAAUGGCGGCCAAAGGAGGUGUUGGCUUUGGGAAUGACCAGUGAGAUAUACCUGCUGGAGCGCAGACUACGGGUGGGUGCUGCUAUGGUGACCAAUGAGCUAAGAUAAGGCAGGGAUUUGCCUAGCAGUGAUUCAUAGAUGGCCUGGAGCCAGUGGGUUUGACGACGAACAUGUAGUGAGGACCAGCCAACAAGAGCGUACAGGUCACAGUGGUGGGUAGUGUAUGGGACUUUGGAGACAAAACGGAUGGCACUGUGAUAGACUACAUCCAAUUUGCUGAGUAGAGUGUUGGAGGCUAUUUUGUAAAUGACAUCGCCGAAGUCAAGGAUCGGUAGGAUAGUCAGUUUUACGAGGUACAAUGAUUCUCUACACUAUACAUUGCUUGUUUUGUCACAAACUGAAAUUAGGCAAACUUUGAAUUUUAGCAACCAAGAAAUGGCGGAGCGAUUUCUGCAUAUUGCACUUUUAAGUUGAUUUAGAUAUAGCCUAUGUUGGGCCUAUACAAAUUCUAGCUACUUUUGAAGCACAUGCUGUGCCCUAGAAACUACUGUAAAUACAUUAGUUUAUUAUAAAAGCUAAAAUGUUGAUACAAAUACCUGUCAUUGAAAUGACAGUCAUUUAUGGAAUAUUAGGUUUUUACAUAGUGUGAAAUAACAAUUUUCCCAUUGAGAUGCAUUACAUUCAAUUGUACACUGUCUCUUUAAAAGCGUCAGGUUUGUGAUGCGUCAGGUUUGUAAAGAGAUCAGUCAUUCAUUCAUUGCUGUGAUCAUUGAUCUCCUGAAGAAGACAUCCCUUUUCCUUUCUGUCUGUGCCCCCACAUGGGAAAGGGGGAUACCUAGUCAGUUGGUAGGGACGUAAAGGACUCAGCGUUUAAACAUUAACUUGUGUUAAAUCGGAUCCCCGACUGGCGCAGCGGUCUAAGGCACUGCAUCUCAGUGCUAGAGGCGUCACUACAGACCCUGGUUCGAUUCCAGGCUGUAUCACAACCGGCCGUGAUUGCGAGUCCCAUAGGGCGGCGCACAAUUGGCCCAGCGUCGUCCGGGUUUGGCCGGGGUAGGCCGUCAUUGUAAAUAAGAAUUUGUUCUUAACUGACUUGCCUAGUUAAAUAAAGGUUAAAUAAAAAAUAAACAAAUAAAUAGUAUAUAAAUUACGCAUAUAGGCUGUGACUUACUUAGAAUUAAAUACAAAUUAAAAGAACAAUUACAUAUUAGUGCCUUUUCGAAUUCAUUUUUAGAAACACAAGGUUGACCAGUCUGUGGCUUCAGGCUCAUGAGAUGAUGCCUGGAGAGCAGGCCAGGAGCGGAGAAUAUCUUCUCCUCACUCUUGCCAGGCUGGGCAGAGAUGCAGAGUUUAUUUUGUUAUUUUUCUAUAGGUAGGCCCAAAAGGUUUUUAGGCAAAAUAACCCAAUCAAAACGGAAAGCUCCUUGAACGUAGGAAUCUGACAGGCCUAUUGUGCCAAAAUCAAUUAUGGCCUUUUGUAUAGAUAAUAGAAUGAAAAUGAACCAAUCAUUUAAUAGAUCUGAUGUUUAGUUUAUAAAUGCUUUGCUACAAUGACACACUUAGUUAUCUAUCCACCUUGUUCCUUUCUGUUAGCAUGUGCACGUAGUAAGUACACCAUCAUGCUUUCGGGGAUACGUGUCUUUUUAGAUUCCACAAUGAUUAUUUAGUUGUGGACACUACAGCAUCACUCUCCCUCUCUUGCUCUUGGUCCUCAUCUUUGUAAGUCACCUUGAUUUAGCACUUGUUUGUUUUAUCAGUUUCUUUAUGAAAAUAUGUAGUGAACUCCGUGACAGUAGCUAAAGCAAGGGGCUAUAGCAGCACACAAGUAGACUACAAAUGCAUGCUGGGCCGGGCAUGCCCUGAGCUUGUGAAGUGAGCGCCACUGGAGCACUACUGGAGCCAAAUUGGAGCGGGCGAGAAGGCCAACACUCCAGCCUUUGGGAAUCUGCGCUCCAGUGAAAUUGGGCACGCUCCUCGCUCCGCUCACACACUCUGUUCCUUCCAUAAUGUGCGUGUGUUUAUUAAUAUGAGUGUGUGUUUGUUUGUUUCUUAAUGUGUGUGUGUGUUUGUUUCUUAAUGUGUGUGUUUCAGCUCCUGGACAACGUUGAGAACAAAAUGAAAGGCACCUGCGUGGAGGGAACCAUCCCCAAACUGUUCAGAGGAAAGAUGGUGGUACGUUCACGUUCUCUAUUCUUUGUCUCUCUCCCCCUCUUUCUGUCUCUCUCCCGUCACAGUCUGUCUCUCUCUCUCCAGUCCUAUAUCCAGUGUAACUAUGUGUUGUAUCUCUCGCUCUCCAGUCCUAUAUCCAGUGUAAGCACGUUGACUACCGGUCAGAGCGGAUAGAGGAUUACUACGAUAUCCAGCUCAGUAUCAAAGGAAAGAAAAACAGUGAGUAUCAAUCCCUUUACUUCUCUGGGUUAUUUGAUUUCUGUGUGUCUAAUCGCUCCAGUCUGUCCUUAAUGCAGAGGUUUUCUGCUUUGAAAAGGUCUUAUGUGGUGUGUGUAGUCGUCCUGUCGGCGCGGCUGGAUUUUAGAGAAAUUUAGAGGCACCUACAUUGGGGGGAAAAAAGUAUUUAGUCAACCACCAAUUGUGCAAGUUCUCCCACUUAAAAAAAUGAGAGAGGCCUGUAAUUUUCAUCAUAGGUACACGUCAACUAUGACAGACAAAUUGAGAGAAAAAAAUCCAGAAAAUCACAUUGUAGGAUUUUUUAUGAAUUUAUUUGCAAAUUAUGGUGGAAAAUAAGUAUUUGGUCACCUACAAACAAGCAAGAUUUCUGGCUCUCACAGACCUGUAACUUCUUCUUUAAUAGGCUCCUCUGUCCUCCACUCGUUACCUGUAUUAAUGGCACCUGUUUGAACUUGUUAUCAGUAUAAAAGACACCUGUCCACAACCUCAAACAGUCACACUCCAAACUCCACUAUGGCCAAGACCAAAGAGCUGUCAAAGGACACCAGAAACAAAAUUGUAGACCUGCACUAGGCUGGGAAGACUGAAUCUGCAAUAGGUAAGCAGCUUGGUUUGAAGAAAUCAACUGUGGGAGCAAUUAUUAGGAAAUGGAAGACAUACAAGACCACUGAUAAUCUCCCUCGAUCUGGAGCUCCACGCAAGAUCUCACCCCGUGGGGUCAAAAUGAUCACAAGAACGGUGAGCAAAAAUCCCAGAACCACACGGGGGGACGUAGUGAAUGACCUGCAGAGAGCUGGGACCAAAGUAACAAAGCCUACCAUCAGUAACACACUACGCCGCCAGGGACUCAAAUCCUGCAGUGCCAGACGUGUCCCCCUGCUUAAGCCAGUACAUGUCCAGGCCUGUCUGAAGUUUGCUAGAGUGCAUUUGGAUGAUCCAGAAGAGGAUUGGGAGAAUGUCAUAUGGUCAGAUGAAACCAAAAUAGAACUUUUUGGUAAAAACUCAACUCGUCGUGUUUGGAGGACAAAGAAUGCUGAGUUGCAUCCAAAGAACACCAUACCUACUGUGAAGCAUGGGGGUGGAAACAUCAUGCUUUGGGGCUGUUUUUCUGCAAAGGGACCAGGACGACUGAUCCGUGUAAAGGAAAGAAUGAAUGGGGCCAUGUAUCGUGAGAUUUUGAGUGAAAACCUCCUUCCAUCAGCAAGGGCAUUGAAGAUGAAACGUGGCUGGGUCUUUCAGCAUGACAAUGAUCCCAAACACACCGCCCGGGCAACGAAGGAGUGGCUUCGUAAGAAGCAUUUCAAGGUCCUGGAGUGGCCUAGCCAGUCUCCAGAUCUCAAUCCCAUAGAAAAUCUUUGGAGGGAGUUGAAAGUCUGUGUUGCCCAGCGACAGCCCCAAAACAUCACUGCUCUAGAGGAGAUCUGCAUGGAGGAAUGGGCCAAAAUACCAGCAACAGUGUGUGAAAACCUUGUGAAGACUUACAGAAAACGUUUGACCUGUGUCAUUGCCAACAAUGGGUAUAUAACAAAGUAUUGAGAAACUUUUGUUAUUGACCAAAUACUUAUUUUCCACCAUAAUUUGAAAAUUCAUUAAAAAUCCUACAAUGUGAUUUUCUGGAUUUUGUCCCCUAAUUUUGUCUGUCAUAGUUGAUGUGUACCUAUGAUGAAAAUUACAGGCCUCUCUCAUCUUUUUAAGUGGGAGAACUUGCACAAUUGGUGGCUGACUAAAUACUUUUUUUCCCCACUGUAUCUUGGCGGUGUAGACAAAUGUUCAAAUUUAAGCCAAUUUCCUGCAAUUCUACAAAUUUGCUCCAUGUAGCUGAGAGACAUUUUUGUAGUUUUGCAGCUAAUUUCCUGCGAUUCUGCAAUGGAGCUGAGAGAGAAAGUUGCAAUUUUAAAGCAAAUUCUCUCAAUCUGUUAUUUUUGCCAUGGCUAAUACUGUUAUUUUGCUCAAACAUAAUAACUAAAUCAUUACUGCUAAAUUCAUUGUUUUUGGAACUUUCAAUUAUCCCUGACUGUCUAGCUUUUAUUUUGGUGAUUGUUAGUUCUCAAAGAUUAUUAUAAAUAAAUAUGGUUUUAGUCUUAAGUUUACACUGAAAGUGUUUCUCCAUCCCGAAAUGUUUGGACUUACUGUAGGUGGGGCGAAAAAAAAUGCAUUAAUGGCAGCUAAGACUAUAAUGGCAGCUAAGACUAUAGCUAUAAAGGAUUAUAUUAAAAGGUCACACUUUUUUCUUUUUUUUCCGUCAAUUGCGCACAAGGUUCAACCACAUUGGGCGCCCAGGGAGCUGUUGUUGCCGGGGGGUGAACUGCUUCGACAGAAUGUUCACCUAGGAAUUCAAACUAGCAACCUUUCGGUUACUGGCCCAACACUCUAACCACUAGGCCACCUAAGCAGUGUUAGACAGCUUGAUGUACAAGUACACCCCCCCCCCGGACAGGAUGCUAGUCUAUGCUUCCCGUCCAAAACAGUUUGGAACAGUUUGUGCAUAUAGUAUGAUGAUAUUUUCUGAUGUUACAAAAAACACCUCUUAGUUGGAUGUCAAAUUGCUAAGAUCUCUUAGUUUAAAAAAAGUGAACGUUUGACAGAUUUCUUGAGUUAUCUUUGAUUUAAUUCGGACUAUUUUGAGGAAGUGUAUACUGGCUAUGGCAGGAACCGUGAACAAACAAAGAAGACUAGCCUGCUAGGAACAGUGAACAAACAAAGGUGGGCAUAAAGAGAAGACUGGGGCGGCAGGUAGCUUGGUGGUUAAGAGCGUUGUGCCAGUAACCGAAAGGUCACUGGUUCUAAUCCCCGAGCCAACUAGAAUCGGCUUCCUAUUUCGCAACAAAGCCUCCUUCACUCAUGCUGCCAAACAUGCCCUCGUAAAACUGACUAUCCUACCGAUCCUUGACUUCGGCGAUGUCAUUUACAAAAUAGCCUCCAACACUCUACUCAGCAAAUUGGAUGUAGUCUAUCACAGUGCCAUCCGUUUUGUCUCCAAAGCCCCAUACACUACCCACCACUGUGACCUGUACGCUCUUGUUGGCUGGUCCUCACUACAUGUUCGUCGUCAAACCCACUGGCUCCAGGCCAUCUAUAAAUCACUGCUAGGCAAAUCCCCGCCUUAUCUAAGCUCAUUGGUCACCAUAGCAGCACCCACCCGUAGUCUGCGCUCCAGCAGGUAUAUCUCACUGGUCAUUCCCAAAGCCAACACCUCCUUUGGCCGCCAUUCCUUCCAGUUCUCUGCUGCCAAUGACUGGAACGAAUUGCAAAAAUCUCUGAAGCUGGAGACUCUUAUCUCCCUCAAUAACUUUAAGCAUCAGUUGUCAGAGCACCUUACCGAUCACUGCACCUGUACACAGCCCAUCUGAAAUUAGCCCACCCAACUACCUCAUCCCUAUAUUGUUAUUUAUUUUGCUCUUUUGCACCCCAGUAUCUCUAUUUGCACAUCAUCUCUUGCACAUCUAGCAUUCCAGUGUUAAUACUAUUGUAAUUAUUCUACACUAUAGCCUAUUUAUUGCCUUACCUCCAUAACUUGCUACAUUUGCACACACUGUAUAUAUAUUUUCUGUUGUAUUUCUGACUUUAUGUUUUUUUACCCCAUAUGUAACUCUGUGUUGUUUUUAUUGCACUACUUUGCUUUAUCUUGGCCAGGUCGCAGUUGUAAAUGAGAACCUGUUCUCAACUGGCUUACCUGGUUAAAUAAAGGUGAAAUAAAAAAAAAAAAAAUAAAAAAAGGUGAAAAAUCUGUUGAUGUGCCCUUGAGCAAGGCACUUAACCCUAAUUGCUCCUGUAAGUCGCUCUGGAUAAGAGCGUCUGCUAAAUGACUAAAAUGUAAAGCUCCCCCCUCUGUGCAAAACAACAUACCAGCAGAGCUGUGCUCCACAUCUGUAAAGCGACACUCACGAUGUGAUGGAGAGUGGUAAAGCGACACUCACGGUGUGAUGGAGAGUGGUAAAGCGACACUCACGGUGUGAUGGAGAGUGGUAAAGCGACACUCACGGUGUGAUGGAGAGUGGUAAAGCGACACUCACGGUGUGAUGGAGAGUGGUAAAGCGACACUCACGGUGUGAUGGAGAGUGGUAAAGCGACACUCACGGUGUGAUGGAGAGUGGUAAAGCGACACUCACGGUGUGAUGGAGAGUGGUAAAGCGACACUCACGGUGUGAUGGAGAGUGGUAAAGCGACACUCACGGUGUGAUGGAGAGUGGUAAAGCGACACUCACGGUGUGAUGGAGAGUGGUAAAGCGACACUCACGGUGUACAGAUGUAAAAUAAAUAAGUGUUCCAUCCUCAGCACCAUGCGUCCCGCUGGGUCUGGUAUGUGAGCUUCAUGAGAACCACAUGAACACCAAGAAAGAAGCUACAGCCACCAUGCAGGUCCUGCUCUCCCUCUUCCCCAAGCACCACAGCUCCCACUCAGGAAAAAUAAGACACAAUGUCAAGUGGGGGCAGGUGCACAUGAAACAAGGCCCAUGAAAACUGUGUGCAGUGCAACCGGUUUGUUUGUGGGGCUUGCUCACACAAAGCCCCAACGUUAUGGGGGCUCCCGAGUGGCGCAGCGGUCUAAGGCACUGCAUCUCAGAGCUUGAGGCGUCACUACAGACCCCCUGGUUCGAUUCCAGGCUGUAUCACAACCGGCCCUGAUUGGGAGUCCCAUAGGGCGGCGCACAAUUGGCCCAGCAUCGUCCGGGUUUGGCUGGUGUAGGCCGUCAUUGUAAAUAAGUCAUUGUUCUUAACUGCCUUGCCUAGUUAAAUAAAGGUAAAAUAAAAAAAAAUACAAUAAAAUAUGCUGACUGGACCCAAAGCAUAAAGAGAAGACUGAAGCUGUGUGCUGACCCCAAUCAUAAAGAGAAGACUGAAGCUGUGUGCUGACCCCAAUCAUAAAGAGAAGACUGAAGCUGUGUGCUGACUGUGGACCCCAAGCAUGAUUCAUGUGUAAAGGCAAUACAGUGUCUGAUACGAUCAACAAAUGACUGUUUUUAUAUCUUGUCAUGAAUAUAUUUCCACUAUUAAUCCUUUACAGUUGUUCAUGCACUGGGGUUUUCGUUUAGGAAUACAUCAAAUCAUUUCACCUGCGCACCUGGCUGGUUAUAUUAUUAUUGGUAUUAUUAUUGUUGUUGUUGUUGUUUAUUAUUAUUGUCUUUUUAGUUUCUACUUUGUCAUUAGAAGCUGUAACUGGACUUUUCAUUACUAUAACUGUAUUACUAAUCAAAUCUACGAAUAAAGUUGAUAAAAUGGAUUACACUGUAAUAUUUUUAUUGUAAGGGAAAAACGAAAAUAGGCUACAGGCCUACAAUUAUUCUAGGACUUUGUAGAAUUAUAGAAAAACAUAUCCUUGACUAGCUAAACAAAUAACUAUUAUUGAUAUUUUUUUUAUUGAUAUAUUUCUUAAUGUAAUUAAUAAUUUACAAUAGUUUAUGCACUAUUUAUGAUGCCCGGCAACGUUCUCUAGCAGGUACUAGUAUGCUGAAAGGCCAGGCGGUUCUAGUGUUAAGGGAUUAUCUGAGUUGGGCAUGCGGAAGACCUUUACUCCCAAUUUCCAGAAUGCUGAGUGCCAAGCAGAGACUCUUCAAGUCGCAUUUUUGCAGUCUUUGGUAUGACUCGGCCGGGGAUCGAACUCCCAACCUUUUGAUCUCAGGGCAGACACUCUAACCAGAAGGCUACUGAGUUGGUGACUGUGUGUUUAGCUGAACUCUUUCUGUUCUCUCUCUAGUCUUUGAGUCGUUUAAGGAUUAUGUAGCUGUGGAGCAGCUUGACGGAGACAACAAAUACGACGCAGGAGAACACGGCCUGCAGGUGAGGCCUUAUUCAGCCUUUAUAAAGGGCUUAUAUAGGGUUUAUAGAUGCUUUAUUAGACUACAGAUGAGGCCUUAUUCAGGCUUUAUAAAGGGCAUGUGGAGUUAUAGCUGCUUUAUAAACACUCAGGCUGGAUAGCAGCUUCAUGAUGGGUAUAGAUGUGCUUUAUGAACAUGGCCUACAGGUGAGGCUUUAGAACAGGGGUGGGUAAUCAUUUUGGCUUGAGGGCCACAUCGGGAUUUCAAAAUUCUUCGGACGGAUUUGUUCAUCAAAAUAAAUUUGUGGAUCAGAAAAGGGCCAGUUAUUUGAACAUCUCUGGGUCCAUUUAUAAUCUACACAUACGUUCUAUCUAGAUUUAGACCUGGAGUGUUUUCUAUCACAAAACCCAGUGGUCUGUUUGGAGGUAGUGUAGUUUCUAUCUCUGUGCUCAGGGAGGCGCUGUGGGACCAUUUACCAGCCCUGUGUUAGCGGUACUGCACAUAGAUGAUGAGUCAGUACUCUUACCGUGUGUGUUUUCAGGAAGCGGAGAAGGGGGUGAAGUUCCUGACUUUCCCUCCCAUCCUGCACCUGCAGCUGAUGAGGUUCAUGUACGACCCUCAGACCGACCAAAACAUCAAGAUCAACGACAGGUAACACACACAUGCUAACACACACACCUGGCAUACAAACACACAGAUAGCUACCUAGGUAACACACACACACCCCUAACAUACCCCUAGCCCUCAGACCGAACUAAACAUAAAUAUCAACCAUUGGAAACACACCAACACACUGAGCUCACACACACACGCCCCUAACAUACCCCUAACCCUCAGACCGACCAAAACAUUAAGAUCCACAACCGGUAACACACACCUGUCUUAACAUGUUGAUUCCAAAAGUACACUGAGUAUACCAAACAUCAGGAACACCUUCCUAAUAUUGAGUUCCACCCCCAUUUGCCCUCAGAACAGCCUCAAUUCAUUGGGGCAUGAACUCUACAAGGUGUCGAAAGCAUUUCACAGGUAUGCUGGCCCAUGUUGACUCCAAUGCUUCCCACAAUUGUGUCAAGUUGGCUGGAUGUCCUUUGGGUGGUGGACCAUUCUUGAUACACACAGGAAACUGUUGAGCAUGAAAAACCCAGCAGCAUUACAGUUCUUGACACAAACCGGUGCACCUGGCACCUACUACCAUACCCUGUUCAAAGGCACUUAAAUAUUUUGUCUUGCCCAUUCACCCUCUGAAUGGCACACAUACACAAUACAUGUUUCAAUUGUCUCAAGGCUUAAAAACCCUUCUUUAACCUGUCUCCUCCCCUUCAUCUACACUGGUUGAAGUGGAUUUAACAAGUGACAUCAAUAAGGGAUCAUAGCUUUCACCUAGAUUCACCUGGUCAGUCUAUGUUGUGGAAAGAGCACUUGUUCUUCAUGUUUUGUACACUCAGUGUAGGUCAUAGUAACUUUCCUGAAAGCCCCACUGGGGUAACACAGCACACACCUGUCUGCUUCACCAGGGAGUCUGAUGUCCUGAAUGGAGCUCACAUUGAAGCUACAACACCGGAAGAACAUGGGCACAAUAAUACUGAUCACAAAAACGCCUUUCUUCCUCUCCCCCCUUCUCUCUCUCUCCCUCUCCUCUUUCCUCCCUCCCCUCUCCUCCCCCUUCCAGGUUUGAGUUUCCGGAGCAGCUUCCCCUGGAUGAGUUCCUCCAGAAGACUGACUCUAAGGACCCGGCCAACUACAUCCUGCAUGCCGUGCUGGUACACAGCGGCGACAACCAUGGAGGACACUAUGUCGUCUACCUCAACCCCAAAGGAGACGGCAAAGUCAGCGUCAAGGAACCCAUCGUGAGUCCCCCAACCAACCAACCAGUCAGUCAGUUAAAUGUACUGGUGGUGGUAGUAUAUUUGAUAAUUAAUGUGGCGUAAGAACUACUGUUAUAUUGUAAACUUGAAAGGUGUUUUGUAGUUUUAUUAGCGUAGUGAGUGGAAGUGAUGUCAUAAUAUGCUGCCAACACUGCCCAGCCACUCUGUGUGUCCUGAGAAAUUAUAAAAUGACUGUACACAAACUGUUGUCUUAAUAAGGUACAUCUGUGCCUCUUUCUCUCUCCUCCUCCUCCCACCUCCCUCUCUCCUCCUCCCACCUCCCUCUCUCCUCCUCCCUCUCUCUUCUCUCUGUCUCUGUGUCUGUCUCUCUCUCCUCCCUCUCUCUCUCCUCUUCCUUCCCCCUCUCUCUCUCCCCCUCCCCCCUCUCUCCUCUCUCCUCUCUCUCCCUCUCUCUCUCUGUCUCCUCCCCCCUCCAGUGGUGUAAGUUUGAUGAUGACGUGGUAUCACGGUGCACCAAGGAGGAGGCCAUCGAACACAACUAUGGUGGCCAUGACGAUGACCUAUCAGUACGUCACUGUACCAACGCUUACAUGCUGGUGUACAUCCGCGAGUCUAAACUCAGUAAGUCAGGAUAUGAUGACUUAGAACUCUAUGAAGCCUUAUAACUCAGUAGGUCAAUGCUAUGAAGCCUUAUACUACCUUAACACAUGGUAGUUAACACUGUCUACUGUUAGAUAAGCCUGUAUUUACCCGUCUCCCCCCAGGUGAGGUGCUGCUGGCGGUGAACGACGUGGACAUCCCCCAGCAGCUGGUGGAGAGGCUUCAGGAGGAGAAGAGGGUGGAGGCGCAGAAGAGGAAGGAGCGUCAGGAGGCCCAUCUCUACAUGCAGGUCCAGGUAAGGCUUGGAGCCCCCCCCCCAUUCAGAGGUCCAGCUAAUAGAACAUAUUUUGGAGAAUGUUGGUGUUAUGAAUCACUUAUCUCUCUCUCUGUGUCUUUGUUUCUUUCUCUGUUUCUUUCUUUCACUCUUCCUCUCUCUGUGUCUUCCCCUCCCAGAUUGUGACAGAGGACCAGUUCUGUGGUCACCAGGGUAAUGACAUGUAUGAUGAGGAGAAGGUGAAGUAUACGGUCUUCAAGGUCCUGAAGAGCUCCACGCUGCAGGAGUUUGUCCAGAAUCUCUCCCAGACUAUGGUGAGUCUCUCUCUCUUUGUGUGUUGCUGUCCUCUCCUCAUUUCUGUUCUGUUACCCUUAACCUGGUGUUUGACCACUGUUCUACUUCUCCCAUAGAAUGCCAAAGGAAGAAACCUUGAGAGGAACCAUGCUUGUGUGUGUCGCCCCAGUCUAAUAGUGUGUAUUGAUGUUCUGCAGGGUUUCCCACAGGACCAGAUGAGGCUGUGGCCCAGUCUGACAGUGUGUAUUGAUGUCUGCAGGGUUUCCCACAGGACCAGAUGAGGCUGUAGCCCAGUCUGACAGUGUGUAUUGAUGUUCUGCAGGGUUUCCCACAGGACCAGAUGAGGCUGUGGCCCAUGCAGGCCCGGAGUAAUGGCACCAAGAGACCUGCCAUGCUGGACUAUGAGGCAGACUGCAACAAGUCGGUGAGUAACAUAACCAUCGGGUUGACCUAGAAACUGUCCUAUAGUCUCAACUUGGUGGACCAUAGAGGGACUGGUGUGUGUGUUUGUAACCCUGUGUGUGUGUGUGUGUGUGUGCUCCCCAGAUGAUAGACUUGAGUGACAAUGAGAACCCCUGGACUAUAUUUCUGGAGACGGUGGAUCCUGAGAUGGCCGCCAGCGGCGCAACGUUACCCAAGUUUGACAAAGACCGUGAGUUUAGACAUUAUUUUACAGAUUAUUACUGAUAUCAAAGACUGUUGUUCUGAUAUUCCUUUAUUCCCAGGUUGUUUAGGACACUGGGGUUAACUUCCUCUGACUGGGGGCUAACACCUCCCUCUGACUGGGGGCUAACACCUCCCUCUGACUGGGGGCUAACACCUCCCUCUGACUGGGGGCUAACACCUCCCUCUGACUGGGGGCUAACACCUCCCUCUGACUGGGGGCUAACACCUCCCUCUGACUGGGGGCUAACACCUCCCUCUGACUGGGGGCUAACACCUCCCUCUGACUGGGGUACAAGCAGCUAGUUAAAGACGUUUUGCUUUUGUAGAUGAAAUCAGAAGUCGUGUGAAAGAAAUGUACAUGUUUUUUUCACGUAACUUUGGUCAAGUAAAAAUAGUCCUUUUUAAUGAUCAUCCUCCAUCUCUCUCUUCUCUUUCAGACGACGUCAUGUUGUUCUUGAAGAUGUAUGAUCCAAAAAGCAGAAGCUUAAAUUAUUGUGGACAUAUCUACACAGCUAUCUCCUGUAAAAUUCGUAAGUACCCUCCUGUGUGUUGGCUGAAUGGUGCAGGGUCCUCCCCUAACAAUAUAUCAGGACCCUCCUGUGUCUGGGCUGAAUGGUGCAGGGUCCUCCCCUAACAAUACGUAAGGACCCUCCUGUGUCUGGGCUGAAUGGUGCAGUGUCCUCCCCUAACAAUAUAUCAGGACCCUCCUGUGUCUGGGCUGAAUGGUGCAGGGUCCUCCCCUAAAAAUAUGUCAGGACCCUCCUGUGUCUGGGCUGAAUGGUGCAGGGUCCUCCCCUAAAAAUAUGUCAGGACCCUCCUGUGUCUGGGCUGAAUGGUGCAGGGUCCUCCUCUAACAAUACGUAAGUGGGGUGCUGUGCCACCUUGUGGACUGGUUGCGCCACUAUGUAACUACUUAAUCUGUUAUCAUUUAAGGCUCUAGAUUGCAGGAAAGGGCAGUUAGGGGGGGUUAAUGUGAUUCCUAAAGGGGUCCCUCCAGGCCUCCCCCUCCUUACUCAGCAGCACCUCCUUCUGGGGAGAACCCUGUGGUGCAUGUGGAGUAGCAUCAGAGUGUUGAAAUGGGGUGUGUGUGUAUGUAAAGCAGUGUUAAAUGUAUGCUGUUUUCUCUACCAGGAGACCUGUUGCCUGUCAUGUGUGAGAGAGCAGGGUUUCAACAGGAGACUAACCUUAUCCUCUAUGAGGUGAGAAACACACACAGGUCUAACACUUAUCCACACACACACACACAGGUCUAACACUUAUCCACACACACACAGGUCUAACAUCCUCUAUCUCCCAUGUGUCUGUGUUCCAGGAAGUGAAGCCUAAUUUAACAGAGCGGAUACAGGACUACGACGUGUCACUGGACAAGGCCCUGGACGAACUCAUGGAUGGAGAUAUCAUAGUCUUCCAGAAGUAAGUUCAUCCAACAUGCCAACCCGUUUGAGCACUAACCCCUUAGACUACUAACCCCUUAGACUACUAACCCCUUAGAGCACUAGCCCCUUAGAGCACUAGCCCCUUAGAGCACUAACACACACAUGAAUCAAAAGGCUUGACAAUGAUGCCAUUUUAUCCGAAGCCACUUAGUCAUGCGUGCAUAAAUGUUUUACAUAAGGGUGGUCCCGGGAAUCUAACAAAAACCUACAGGAGGGUAGAUAGCUCUUCAGGAACAGGGUUGGAGUUAAAACCUACAGGAGGGUAUCUCUCCAGGAACAGGGUUUGAGUUAAAACCUACAGGAGGGUAUCUCUCUAGGAACAGGGUUGGGAGAGCCCUGUUGUAGAAAAUGUAAUGCUCGUCCACACCCAUCAAUUGUGUUUGGAGAAUUCCGUACCGUAUUGACGAGCCUCUCCCAGCUAAUGUCUGUCUGUUUGUGUCUCUCUCCCUCCCUCCCUGCAGAGAUGACCCAGAGAACGACAGCAGUGAGCUGCCUACAGCCAAAGACUACUUCCGAGACCUCUACCACAGAGUGGACGUCAUCUUCUGUGACAAGACCAUCCACAACGACCCCGGCUUCGUCGUCACACUCUCCAACAGGAUGAACUACUUCCAGGUCAGCAAGAGGUCGCACUAUCUUGUAUCUGCGUUAGUUUACCCGUGACUGUUCCUUCAAUAUUUGGGUAUUGUUCAACAGAGCUAGUGUGAGUUAAAGACAUGCUCUGGUACUUUGGCAACUAAGAAAGUAUUUUUUUUACCUCCUGCUUUGGACUGGAUGUGUCAAUGUGUAGUUCAUACAUGCAUAAUCUAUGAGCAGAAUUACUGCCUUACCUCAAUUAGGCACGAAAUCCCUAGUUUGAAAGUGACUGUUUUCUUGAAGCUGUGCCACACCAUAUUCCCUACCACCCCAUGGGCCAGUUCCCUAGUAUUUCGAGUUACAAUGAGCUUCCGCCCCUCGCAUUUGAGUGACAGCUAGCAAGAGGCCAGCCCAGUGUUAUCCAAUGCGGUUGCAGGGCGGGCUCAGUGGACACAGUAGCGAGAGAGAGAGCAAUGACGUGGUGCACGUAGUGACGUAGUUUUCUGGGACCACUUCUGGCUCAUGAGUGCUACUUUCAGAGCUACUGGCUAUAAAGUAUACAACAGUACUGGAUAUUCUCUUUAUUGUGUCUGUCUGUCAGGUGGCGAAGACGGUGGCUCAGAGGUUGAACACAGAUCCCAUGCUCCUUCAGUUCUUCAAAUCCCAGGGGUAGGACUGCAGUCACACACACAUGGACGGACAAACACGGACACACACUCCUGUUUCACCUGUGCCAGACUGAGUCAGUACAGGUAUAAACCUUUGAAGCACCAAGUUGACUUGUUGAGUAACCUGUCCCCCUCUGUCUCUCCUCCUCCUCCCCCUGUCCCCCUCUGUCUCUCCUCCUCCUCCCCCUGUCCCCCUCUGUCUCUCCUCCUCCUCCCCCUGUCCCCCUCUCUCUCCUCCUCCUCCCCCGUCCCCCUCUGUCUCUCCUCCCCCUCCCCCGUCCCCCUCUGUCUCUCCUCCCCCUCCCCCGUCCCCCUCUGUCUCUCCUCCUCCCCCCGUCCCCCUCUGUCUCUCCUCCUCCCCCUGUCCCCCUCUGUCUCUCCUCCCCCUGUCCCCCUCUGUCUCUCCUCCCCCUGUCCCCCUCUGUCUCUCCUCCUCCUCCCCUUGUCCCUCACUCUCCUCCUCCUUCUCCACUCCUCCUCCCUCUCUCCUUCCCCUCCUUCUCUACUCCUCCUCUCUCCUCCCCCUCUCCUGUCCUCUCUGGGCAGGUACAGAGACGGACCUGGGAAUCCUCUCAGACACAACUAUGAAGGAACUCUCCGAGAUCUGCUGCAGUUCUUCAAACCACGUCAGCCCAAGAAACUAUACUACCAACAGGUCUGUGUGUGUGUACCUGUAGGGCGAUAUGAUUGACAGUCAUCAUCGAUGGUGAUGACAUAGUGAUGUGACAGCGGAUGGUUGAGCCUAUUUAAACUUGACUGGGGCGUCACAGUGUAGAACGGCGUCUCUCAGUGCACAGCAGAGCCCCAGUCUCCUUUCCCCCAUUCACUGUUUAAUACAGUUUCGUUCUCACCCUCAACCCGUCCAAAUUACUCUCUCAAAAUCCAUUCACGUUCCUCACUUACUUUUCUCUAUUACCUUACCUCAUCUUGGACAGAAAUGGUCCUCUGGAACAAAUGUAGGACCUCAGAUCUCAGUUAUUUCAAUGUAGCACCCAGCAACUAUCAUACCAAACUGGAUUGGCCCGUUCAGCGCUGACCAUGAUGACCAGUCACACUGAGCCGCUCUGAUACGCUGACAGCUGGAUGGUAGCCUAUUCAAACUGCACUGGGCCGUCUCCACCUGCCUAGUCUAGACGGCUCUCAGCUUCACAGCACAGGCAGUACAUAGUCAUCAUUCCUUUCGGGUCCUCCAUUCCAUAUGCUCUAUCUAAUCAGUUAUCAUCUCCUUAUGUCUAUCUGUAGUGACGACCGGCACCCUGGCUCUAACAUAUGUAGAUGCAUCUCCGCUAAAUGCCAUCAAAUGACAGCUGAUGUGUCCUUAUGUGGAACAACUUCAUGUGAACGCUUUGAUCCUAUUUUAUGAGAAUCUGGUAUCAUGCCUAGUCAAACUGAGCAUGAGCCCAGCUUCACACGCUGACCAGUGAGAGGUAGCCUAGUCCAACUGAGCCUAGCUUAUACGUGCCUAGAUGCCUAGUCAAACUGAUAUGGCCUCUUCACACGCUGACCAGUGAGGGUAGCCUAGUCAAAUAGCCCAGCUCACACUCUACCAUAGAGGUAGCAUAUCAUUAAUCAGGUAGAUGCUAUCUAUGCUCUAAGUAGUAGAUGCCUAGUAUCCUUAGGCUUUCUAAUCUGAUAGUGGUAGAUGCCUAGUCUCCCUUAUGGCUCUAAUCUGAUAGUGGUAGAUGCCUAGUCUCCCUUAUGGCUCUAAUCAGAUAGUGGUAGAUGCCUAGUCUCCCUUAUGGCUCUAAUCUGGUAGUGUUAGUGGGGUGGUAGAUGCCUAGUCUCCCUUAUGGCUCUAAUCUGAUAGUGGUAGAUGCCUAGACUCCCUUAUGCUCUAAUCUGAUAGUGGUAGAUGCCUAGGCUCCCUUAUGCUCUAAUCUGAUAGUGGUAGUGGGGUGGUAGAUACCUAGACUCCCUUAUGGCUCUAAUCUGAUAGUGGUAGAUGCCUAGUCUCCUUUAUGCUCUAAUCUGAUAGUGGUAGUGGGGUGGUAGAUGCCUAGUCUCCUUUAUGGCUCUAAUCUGAUAGUGAUAGUGGUGUGGUAGAUGCCUAGUCUCCCUUAUGCUCUAAUCUAAUAGUGGUAGAUGCCUAGUCUCCCUUAUGGCUCUAAUCUGAUAUAGCGCUAAUCUGGUAGUGGUAGAUGCCUAGUCUCCCUUAUGGCUCUAAUCUGAUAGUGGUAGAUGCCUAGUCUCCCUUAUGCUCUAAUCUGAUAGUGGUAGAUGCCUAGUCUCCCUUAUGCUCUAAUCUGAUAGUGGUAGAUGCCUAGUCUCCCUUAUGGCUCUAAUCUGAUAGUGGUAGAUGCCUAGACUCCCUUAUGCUCUAAUCUGAUAGUGGUAGAUGCCUAGUCUCCCUUAUGGCUCUAAUCUGGUAGUGUUAGUGGGGUGGUAGAUGCCUAGUAUCCCUUAUGGCUCUAAUCUGAUAGUGGUAGAUGCCUAGACUCCCUUAUGGCUCUAAUCUGAUAGUGGAAGAUGCCUAGACUCCCUUAUGCUCUAAUCUGAUAGUGGUAGUGGGGUGGUAGAUGCCUAGUCUCCCUUAUGGCUCUAAUCUGAUAGUGGUAGAUGCUGUGUCUCCCUGAUGGCUCUAAUCUGAUAGUGGUAGUGGGGUGGUAGAUACCUAGACUCCCGUAUGGCUCUAAUCUGAUAGUGGUAGAUGCCUAGUCUCCUUUAUGCUCUAAUCUGAUAGUGGUAGUGGGGUGGUAGAUACCUAGUCUCCUUUAUGGCUCUAAUCUGAUAGUGAUAGUGGUGUGGUAGAUGCCUAGUCUCCCUUAUGCUCUAAUCUAAUAGUGGUAGAUGCCUAGUCUCCCUUAUGGCUCUAAUCUGAGAGUGGUAGAUGCCUAGUCUCCCUUAUAGCGCUAAUCUGAUAGUGGUAGAUGCCUAGUCUCCCUUAUGGCUCUAAUCUGAUAGUGGUAGAUGCCUAGUCUCCCUUAUGGCUCUAAUCUGAUAGUGGUAGAUGCCUAGUCUCCCUUAUGCUCUAAUCUGAUAGUGGUAGAUGCCUAGUCUCCCUUAUGCUCUAAUCUGAUAGUGGUAGAUGCCUAGUCUCCCUCAUGGCUCUAAUCUGAUAGUGGUAGUGGGGUGGUAGAUGCCUAGUCUUCCUCAGCAUUGUGUUAAUGUGGUGUUUUACCUGCUACACAGAGCGUGUUGUUUUGAGAGAGGAACAAAGGGGAGAGUUUUCAGCAGGUACUCAUUAAAUUGUUGCUAGUGGUUGGACUCAAUGAUCCUCUAAUUACACAAAUUGCUUUUGUUUACAAUGUGAACCUAGCUGAUCAAUAUAUCUAGCUAGUAGUAGUAGCUUCUUGACUUCAUAAAUUGUAGUACAAUAGCCAGUGGUGGCUGGUGGAGGCCAUAGCCAGUGGUGGCUGGUGGAGGCCAUAGCCAGUGGUGGCUGGUGGAGGCCAUAGCCAGUGGUGGCUGGUGGAGGCCAUAGCCAGUGGUGGCUGGUGGAGGCCAUAGCCAGUGGAGGCCAUAGCCAGUGGAGGCCAUAGCCAGUGGUGGCCAGUGGAGGCCAUAGCCAGUGGAGGCCAUAGCCAGUGGAGGCCAUAGCCAGUGGUGGCUGGUGGAGGCCAUAGCCAGUGGUGGCUGGUGGAGGCCAUAGCCAGUGGUGGCCAUAGCCAGUGGAGGCCAUAGCCAGUGGUGGCUGGUGGAGGCCAUAGCCAGUGGAGGCCAUAGCCAGUGGUGGCUGGUGGAGGCCAUAGCCAGUGGAGGCCAUAGCCAGUGGUGGCUGGUGGAGGCCAUAGCCAGUGGAGGCCAUAGCCAGUGGUGGCUGGUGGAGGCCAUAUGCAACCAAAAUCAACUUUAUUUCUCACUUCAAUUCACAAGAUGGAAUGAAUGUGUGCGUCAGCCAUCGAGAAUUGAACCUCGCCAAUUCUUGAGCUUGGACACUGGACGUGACGCAACUCGAGCGCAACACGGGCAAUAAAGCAGCUUUCAUUGAUUUCAAAAGAAGCAUUUCCUUGAUGGCUUAUGGCCCGUCCCUCAUCACUGCUCCAUCACAGUGCGCCACACACACACACACACACACACACACACACCUGUUCCAUGCUGAAGCUCCUCCACCAGAAAGGGAUAUUAGAGAAGAUGUGGCUGCACUCAGCCUCUGUCCAGGCUGUUAACAACAUUAUCUUUCCUCAUGAUUCGCCCAGGCUGUCAACAACAUUCUUUCCUUAUGAUUCGCCCAGGCUGUCAACAACAUUCUUUCCUCAUGAUUCGCCCAGGCUGUCAACAACAUUAUCUUUCCUCAUGAUUCGCCCAGGCUGUCAACAACAUUGUCUUUCCUCAUGAUUCGCCCAGGCUGUCAACAACAUUAUCUUUCAUCAUGAUUCGUCCAGUCAUUCAACAUUAUAUUUCGUCAUGAUUCGUCCAGUUGCAUUCGAUUUCGCGCUAUAGCCCAACUGUUGUUUUAGCUUAAUCUUUUACUAUAUUAAAAAUAAAUUGGGUUGUCCAAUAGGGGGCGAUGGCAUAUCACAAUGUUUUCUGGGUACAUAAUCAUGAUAGGACAAAGGUUGACAUCGUGUGUGUGUACCUGUGUCUGUGUGUGUACUGACUGUUAAUGUUGUCUCUCCUCUCAGUUGAAGAUGAAGAUCACAGACUUUGAGAACAGGAGGAGCUUCAAGUCCAUAUGGCUCAACAGCCAAUACAGAGAGGAGGUAACACACACACACUCCCCUCCCUGCUCAACAGCCAAUACAGAGGAGGUAACACACACACACUCCCCUCCCUGCUCAACAGCCAGUACAGAGAGGAGGUAACACACACACACUCCCCUCCCUGCUCAACAGCCAAUACAGAGGAGGUAACACACACACACUCCCCUCCCUGCUCAACAGCCAAUACAGAGAAGAGGUAACACACACACACUCUCCUCCCUAUUUAUAUAGACAGUGAAGCUAAGACUUUUAAGUUGACUGUAUACUCCAGCAUUUUGAAUUUGAGAUCAAAUGUUUUCUGAGGCAACAGAACAUAAUGUCACCUUUUAUUUGAGGGUAUUUUCAUACAUAUCUGUUUUACCGUUAACAAAUUAAAGCUCUUUAUGUAUCUAGUCCCCCCAUUUGAAGGUGUCAAGUAUUUGGUGUAUUAAAAUAGUCAAAAGUGUAGUAUUUGGUCCCAUAUUCCUAGCACGCGAUGACUACAUCAAGCUUGUGACUACCAACUUGUUGGAUGAAUUUGCUGCUUGUUUUCCCAAUAGCAACUGAAGAGUAAAUCAUGUAUUGUGUCAUUUUUAUUGUAAAUAACAAUAUAAUAUGUUUUGAAACUACAUUAAUGUGGAUGCUACCAUGAUUAUGGAUAAUCAUGAAUGAAUCAUGAAUAAUAAUGAUCACUCAUACCCCCAAAAUCAUGGGUAAAGAACAUACCCCCCCAAAAUGCUCCCCUGUUAUUGGUAAUGGUGAGAGGUGGGGGUCGGGGCAUGAUCUUUUCUUUUAUGUUUCACCAAAACAAGCAGCAAAUUCAUCCAACAAGUUGGUAGUCACAAGCUUGAUGUAGUCGUUACGUGCUAGGAAUAUGGGACCAAAUUCUGCACUUUGACUGCUUUAAUACAUCAAAUACUACACUUUGACUGCUUUAAUACACAAGUGAAUUUGACCCAAUACUUAUGACUUCUUUAAAUGGGGAGACAAGAUGUAUAAAGUACAUUCAUUUCAAAAACAGAUGUGUAUGAAAAUACCCUCAAAUAAAAGGUGACAUUCUGUACUGUUACCUCGUAUGAAAAAUUUGAUCUCACACAUGCUUUCUAACCUUUGACCGUGAUGGUGAAUAAAGGAUUUUCAUAACUACCUCUCCCUCCAGGAGAUCACUCUCUACCCAGAUAAACACGGCUGUGUCCGGGACCUGCUGGAGGAAUGUAAAAAAGCUGUGGAGCUCUCCGACAAAGGAUCAGAGAAGCUCCGGUAAGCAGAGAGAGGGUGUGAGUGACAGUGUCACAACAGUGCUGCCCUCUGGUGGUCAGGCCUGUAUUACAUCCAGUGGUUAUUCAAUGCUAUUAUUAUACAAGACUGCUGCUGUUCUCUACUUUUCUCCACCCUGCCUCUAACCUCUCCCCCUUCCUCCCUCCCUCUCUCUCUCCCCCCUCUCUCUCUCUCCCCCCUCUCUCUCUCUCCCCCCUCUUCCUCUCUCUCUCCCCUCCCUCCCUCUCUCUCCCCCCUCCCUCCCUCUCUCCAGGCUGUUGGAGAUAGUAAGCUAUAAGAUCAUUGGGGUUCACCAGGAGGACGAGCUGUUAGAAUGUUUAUCUCCCGCCGCCAGCCGUACCUUCAGAAUAGAGGUACGUUCCUCCUCUCCUCCUAACCUCUUGCUCGCUCACUCUCUCUAGGAACUUCCUCUGGACCAGGUGGACCUGGAUAAAAGACACUGAUGUUGAUUCCUCUCUCUCUCUCUCUCUAGGAACUUCCUCUGGACCAGGUGGACCUGGAUAAAGACACUGAGAUGUUGAUUCCCGUCGCACAUUUCCACAAGGAGGUCUUUGGAACGUUCGGUAUCCCUUUCCUGCUGAAGAUCAGACAGGUGUGUGUUGUCUUACUCCGUUUCAUGUUUGUCUCACUGACUGGAUCUGGUGUGAGUGACUGUUCUGACUGGAUCUGGUGUGAGUGACUGUUCUGACUGGAUCUGGUGUGAGUGACUGUUCUGUCUGACUGACUGGAUCUGGUGUGAGUGACUGUUCUGUCUGACUGACUGACUGGAUCUGGUGUGAGUGACUGUUCUGACUGGAUCUGGUGUGAGUGACUGUUCUGACUGGAUCUGGUGUGAGUGACUGUUCUGACUGACUGGAUCUGGUGUGAGUGACUGUUCUGACUGACUGGAUCUGGUGUGAGUGACUGUUCUGACUGGAUCUGGUGUGUCUGACUGUUCUGACUGGAUCUGGUGUGAGUGACUGUUCUGACUGGAUCUGGUGUGACUGACUGUUCUGACUGGAUCUGGUGUGACUGACUGUUCUGACUGACUUGCUGGAUCUGGUGUGAGUGACUGUUCUGACUGACUGGCUGGAUCUGGUGUGAGUGACUGUUCUGACUGGCUGGAUCUGGUGUGAGUGACUGUUCUGUCUGACUGGCUGGAUCUGGUGUGAGUGACUGUUCUGUCUGACUGACUGGAUCUGGUGUGAGUGACUGUUCUGUCUGUCUGACUGACUGGAUCUGGUGUGAGUGACUGUUCUGUCUGACUGACUGGAUCUGGUGUGAGUGACUGUUAUGUCUGACUGACUGGAUCUGGUGUGAGUGACUGUUCUGUCUGACUGACUGGAUCUGGUGUGAGUGACUGUUAUGUCUGACUGACUGGAUCUGGUGUGAGUGAAUGUUAUGUCUGACUGACUGGAUGUGGUGUGAGUGACUGUUAUGUCUGACUGGCUGGAUCUGGUGUGUUUCGUAUGUGUGUCUGUGUGUUGACUGACAGCCUAAUACUGAAGCAUGUCUGUUAUGCUGUCUUGUGUUGUGGAUUAACUACAAAUGUUGCUGCUGGAGAACUAAGUAUAACUUUUGUGUUAGUGAAGCUUUUAGUGAGAUGUUAAAUGCUUUAAUAUUUACGUUUCAGUCACCCCAAACAUAUUCAUUAUAUAAAUAAGCACAUUUAAUUUAGUAUGGCUUACCAUUACAAGUAAAUGUAAAUAUGUUUUGCUCAUAUAAUUUGAAAGACGCGUCGUCUGGAGUAGGCAGCGCCGUAAGUAAAUACGUAAACUGUGAUAUGAUUGGAGUUAAUCAGUGUGUUUUUAUUUUAUUUAAUUUUUCAUAAAUAGAUCAACUUGAGUCAUCUGCAUACGUUGACACUUUUGUUUUUAGGCAAUGGGUUUCUAAACCCUUGAUGUUAUUGUUCGAUCUGAUCUUAAGAGAGCAUUUCAAUGGCCAUAACAAAUAAAUAUGGAGACAAUGGACAUCCUUGUUUAACUCCUCUGGGCAGUUUAAAAGUAACCAUUAUUUACUAUUUUACAUCUGGUGUUGCUAUACAUGACUUUAACCUAUUGUGCAAGAUAUUCCCCAAGAUUUAUCAAAGGCCUUUUUUGACGUCUGCUAUUAAUUCUAUUCACUAUUCAUUUUGCCAGGAUUUUUGCAUCACAGCAUUGAAGUGUAAGGGGAAUCCAGUUUUAUUUUAAGGAUUGGAACUUUAUACUUACCACCUGGGUCCUGUUUCAGUAAUAGUGAAAUCAGACCUUCUUGCUGAAUACCUGAUAGUCUUACCAUUUUAAUAGGAGUGGUUAAAACAUGCUAAUAAUGGAUAUUUUGAGUAGAUCAAAGGUUUGAUAUACCUCUACUGGUAUGCCAUCAAGCCCAGGGGUUUUUCCGGACUGAAAGGAUUUAAUUGCCUCAAGAAGUUCCUCCUCUGUAAUGUGGCCUUCACAAUUCUUUCUGUACAGUUUUUAAUUUUAAAUUUUUAUUAUUAGGAAAAAUAUUUACAGGAUGCAUAAUUUAGCGGACAUAGAGGAAUCUGAAAAGAAAACAUAUGCCUAAAAUAUUUAGCUUCUUCUUUCAUAAUAUAAUUAGGUGAAUCAUGGAGGAUUCUGUCAUUUGUAACGAGUUUCUGCAAGUUCUUUUUGGUAGCAUUUAUACGUUGAAUGUUCAAGAAAAUGGGUGCAUUUUUCACGAUUUUCCAUCCUGUUCCCUUUAUUUUUGUAAUAAAUUAAACAUGAAUAAGAUUUUAUUCUAGCUUGUUUUGUGCCUCUAUGGGACAGUUUUUAUUGCUAUCUACCUGUGGUGUUGGCUCCUCUAUUUUCGUUUGAUAGUCUAAUCUCUUUUGACCUAAUGAUGGGUAUUGUAUUGAAUGGCCUCUGAAAGAACAUUUUAAACGUGUCCCAUACAAUAAGGGGAUCUGCUGUACCAAUGUCGUGUGGGGAAAAAGUAAGUUCGAAAUUAUUAAGAACAGAUUGUCAUCCAGUUGAUUGCAUUUCAAAUUUCCCCGCCAACGUGGAAAUUCUUUACGUUUUAUGUUGAUACCAAUUAGAUGGUGGUCCGGUCGUGUUCUGUCUCCUAUCAACGCUUUUAAACUUUUGGUGCCAGAAAGAAGAACACAAGAAAGUAGUCAAUACUACUAGCUUGAUUAAGCCUCCAUGUAUAUCUCACUAGGUUAGGAGUGGGUUUCCUGUGUAAACAAUAAAUAUGAUAUUCCUCUUUUAGCCAAGUAACUGAUUCUUUUUUAUAAUCUGCUAAACAUUACAAUUCUAACUAGCUAUACUUAUUUCACCACUUACCAUAAAGACACGUACGUUUCAGUUAUUCUUACCAUAAUACAUGCCAGUAUAAUUGCUACCAAAAAUAAAACACCUUGAUGCCCAAGCUGUUAUCCAUAUUUCCCAGAAUCAAUACCUGACCUCUUUCCCAGUAGCAGUACCAUGAUAUAUGCACUUCUAAACACACUGACUAUGCAACUGACUAAGUAAAACUCCAAUUGUCUUCCAAUAUCCCUCCUGUGAAAACCUCCCCCAUACCAGAAAGGGCUGUAGUCCCUGAGACUAUCAGUAACGCUCCUUUACCGUCCUAAAAACCCAGAUUUGGCAAGGCCCAAAAAAAGAUGGACUGUCCCAUGAAUCCUGUUACAUUGUUGCCCAGCCAAAAACCUAAGCCUAUGGCAUGACCAAGAGAGGUGCUCCUAUUUGUAAAUUAGCCAAAUAACAGACAAAUUAAGAAUAAUUAGUAUAACGUUAAUAAUGACAAGUGAUUGCCGUUACUGCUGUUGGAAAAUAAAUAGGCUAAAUACCAAUGCUGGUAAGGACCAUAACCAUCCUCACCACCUUAAUCACCACUAGGAUCUUACCGACUAUUCGGUGAUAUACACUAAGUAUACAAAACAUUAAGAACAUCUGCUCUAUCCAUGACAUAUUGACCAGGUGAAAGCUAUGAUCCCUUAUUGAUGUCACUUGUUAAAUCGACUUCAAUCCGUGUAGAUGAAGGGGAGGAGACAGGUUAAAGAAGGAUUUUUAAGCCUUGAUACAAUUGAGACAUGGAUUGUGUAUGUGUGCCAUUCAGAGGGUGAAUGGGCAAGACAACAUAUUUAUGUGCCUUUGAACAGGGUAUGGUAGUAGGUGCCAGGUGCACCGGUUUGUGUCAAGAACUGCAACGCUGCUGGGUUUUUCACGUGUGUGUUUGACUAACUCUGUGUUCUCAGGGUGAGCCGUUCAGGGAUGUGAUGAGGAGGAUUCAGAGCAUGCUGGAAAUCCAGGAGAAAGAGUUUGAGAAGGUCAGUACUUUCUUCCCUCAUCUUCCUCAGUCUCUCUCUCUCUCUCCUUCGCUGCCUCUCUCCUUCUCCCCUCCCUCCCUCUCACCUUCUCUCCUUUCCUCCCUCUCUCUUUCUCUCCUUCCCUCCCUCUCUCUUUCUCUCCUUCCUCCCUCUUCAUUGCUCUCUCUCUUUCCAUGGUGUCCACCAGCUAAGGCUGGGAUGCUGCUGGCUCUCACUCCCUCUCCCCACUUUGCACAAGGAGUGAAGGGAGCGUUUUGAAACACGCAAGCAUACUGAUAGUUGAGAAACAUUUUUGGGAAUGUAAUUGCAGGAAAUACCGUUGUUAAAACGACUACUGUUAGUGUUGUUAAAAAAAUUGUAGUUUCAGCUUUAUGUGAGUAUAACAAUUUAUUUCUCAACUGUCAAUAUAAAGGAAAUAACACCGCUUUACUAGCGGAGUAUGUAAUUGCGAUAUCAUAUUUACAGUUAGCAAUACAGCCAAUGUGUUUUGAUUUCCCAGUUCCUCAGGUGGUGAAUGAUGUAGCAUAUAGGCUAGGACAAUAUUCACUAAAAACAUGCAGGCACAUUAACCUCUAAAGAGCCAAAAAUAUCUGAUUAUCCGGGAUCCUAUUUUGACAUGUUGCACAUCAAAAUAUCCAUCAUACAUUCCCAGAACAUGUUAGAUUAAAUAGCUAACUUCUUUAAUGUCUUACUUGGCACUGGUAAGUCAGUCUAGAACCUUCCUGCUUAGCUACCUCGCUGCUAAGUAUAGCCAUUUGAUACCUAAUUCACUGAAUGAGGGAAUUAUUUUAUUAGACUUCUUGGUUGUAGUCUAAUGUUCUAAUGUUCUAGUAUAAGAUCUCCAGGAGAGUUACCGGGUGUGUAGGCUUUUGUUCCAGCCCUACUUUAACACCAGAUUCUACAAAUCAACUGCUCAACAGGACCUUGUUAAGCUGACUCAGAUGUGUUUGGGCAAAUCAACUGCUCAACAGGACCUUGUUAAGCUGACUCAGAUGUGUUUGAGCAAAUCAACUGCUCAACAGGACCUUGUUAAGCUGACUCGGAUGUGUUUGAGCAGUGCUUUAAGGCAUUUUUUUCCCAGUGGUAUCGUUAUGGUAUUAACUAUCAUUAUACUAAGCUGGUAUUGGUAUCGAUUCCAAAAUUCUGAACACUUAAGAGUGUGAUCUAGCUAAUGAUUAGCCCAUUGAGGUAGCCUAAAGAAAUGCAGAUGGGCAACCCCAUGCUUCAGCCAUCUAUAGCCUAUCCACUAUGCUACAAUAUCCAUCAGCCAUCUAUAGCUUAUCCACUAUGCUACUACAUCCAUCAGCCAUCCAUAGCCUAGCCACUAUGCUACAAUAUCCAUCAGCCAUCUAUAGCCUAUCCACUAUGCUACUACAUCCAUCAGCCAUCUAUAGCCUAGCCACUAUGCUACUACAUCCAUAAGCCAUCUAUAGCCUAGCCACUAUGCUACUACAUCCAUAAGCCAUCUAUAGCCUAGCCACUAUGCUACUACAUCCAUAAGCCAUCUAUAGCCUAGCCACUAUGCUACUACAGCUAUCUAUAGCCUGGCCACUAUGCUACUACAGCUAUCUAUAGCCUGGCCACUAUGCUACUACAGCUAUCUAUAGCCUGGCCACUAUGCUACUACAGCCAUCUAUAGCCUAGCCACUAUGCUACUACAUCCAUAAGCCAUCUAUAGCCUAGCCACUAUGCUACUACAGCUAUCUAUAGCCUGGCCACUAUGCUACUACAGCCAUCUAUAGCCUAGCCACUAUGCUACUACAUCCAUAAGCCAUCUAUAGCCUGGCCACUAUGCUACUAUAUCCAUUAGGCUACAGGAGAAGGCUCAUUGCUAUAACGACACACCUGCCUUAUAAUAUGAGCCAUGUAGGCUGUAGCCUUUUGGUGAAAGGGCCAGCACUAAACUACUACUUUUCACCAACAUGAGCUGACUUCUGGAGAGGAAUAUUAGCAGGUGUGUGGCGCAUUUAAAUUGCAUUCCAAGUGGCAUUAAAAAGUCUUAAAUUCAACUUCAUGGAACCUGCAGAUUCUCUCUCUCUCUCGCUCACCUCUCUUUACACCUGGGUCCUGUUCAUUAGAUACUUAACGAACUGAAGCGGGGAGAGACUACCUGGACCGCUUGUUUCAGUUUUCCGUUUUAGUUUUCCCUUUUAAAAUGUUUUGCUACUGUUUGGCAUAAUGAAUACCGCCCCAGUAUUGCUUUGUUCCUCAUAACAAGAGCCGUUAUAACCAGGAGGGUUGAGUAUAAACUGCUUUAUGACCUGUUUGAUGAGCAGUUAUAACCAGGAGGGUUGAGUAUAAACUGCUUUAUGAAUACUCACUGUGUUCUUUGUUUUGUCUGCAGUUCAAGUUUGCGAUAGUGAUGAUGGGCCGGCAUCAGUACAUCACUGAGGAUGAGUACGAGGUCAACCUGAAAGACUUCCAGCCACAGCCAGGUACCCUACUGAGUACUACUAUACCAAAACUGAGACUAGAACAUGAAAAACGGUUCGGUACUACACUUCUGUCAAAUGUCUCGUGUCAUGUACGGAUUGAGAGGAUCCAGUCUGUCUAGUAAUUUGUUUGAAUCUCAAGGGGGCAGUAGCUAGCCAGGCUACUUGUCUUCUCAAGGGGGCAGUAG
Messenger RNA from Coregonus sp. 'balchen', 39719 nucleotides. Lineage: Eukaryota; Metazoa; Chordata; Actinopteri; Salmoniformes; Salmonidae. The record is from the annotation of a GenBank genome assembly.